Molecule: messenger RNA, 729 nt
Organism: Solanum stenotomum
Lineage: Eukaryota; Viridiplantae; Streptophyta; Magnoliopsida; Solanales; Solanaceae
Exons: 2
Coding region: 1-729 (242 amino acids)
Source: RefSeq, a predicted model, not a curated record
AUGCGUUUGAACAAAGACUCACAACCAGUCACCGAGUAUUUACAAAGUGUUCGUUCUAUUGCUGAUGAACUCUCUAUUGUUGGUACCCCCAUCACCAACUCUGAACUGAUAGUAAAGAUCCUUAGUGGUCUGGGUACAGAGUUUCAUGGUAUUUCUGCUGCAAUUUGUGCUCGUGACUCCCCUAUAACAUAUGAAGAACUGUACGAAAAGCUUCAGGACCAUGAACUUUUUCUUCGACGUGAGGAGUCCAAAAGUUUUCCUAUCCAGAUUACUGCUGGUGCUGCUACAUCCAACCAAUCUGGUAAUUCAAGCUAUCGCAACAAUCAUCGCCCCAACAAUAACAAUGGUAGCAACCAACAAUGGCGGUCCAACAGUCGCUUCACUUUACCCAAUCAGAGGAGAUCUUCGACCAACAACAACUCUUAUGAUGGUGUACGCUGCCAGCUAUGCAACAAACUCAGUCAUGUUGCAAACGUUUGUUGUAUCUCUUUUCCUUAUCCUACACACUCCGCUGCCCCUCCUGAUCACAUUGAUCCCCCGUUGCCUCAAUCAUUAGCUUUUCCAAUUGUGUACAGCCGCAGAAACAAAACAAUGUCAUUUGCUAGCAGAAACUCUGCUGCCCAUCCCACUGCCUCAAUUCUCCUACAACCUUCUCUUGAACCUGUUCCAGUCACAGAACCUCCACAACCUUCUCUUCCUCCAUUAACUCGUGUUGUGACCCGCUCCUAG